This is a messenger RNA of Symphalangus syndactylus (siamang), 370 nucleotides long. RefSeq names its product pyrin domain containing 5 (gene PYDC5). The record is from RefSeq and is a predicted model, not a curated record. Lineage: Eukaryota; Metazoa; Chordata; Mammalia; Primates; Hylobatidae.
CUUUAUAAGCUGAUCCUAAAGUCAUGAGAUGGAGAGUAAGUAUAAGGAGAUACUCUUGCUAACCGGCCUGGAUAACAUCACCGAUGAGGAACUGGUUAGGUCUAAGUUCUUUCUUCCAGCUGAGCUUAAUAUUGCCACAGGCAAACUACAUACUGGAAACAGCACAAGUAGCCAACUUGAUUUAAAACGCUGGUGUGGUGUCUGCAAUGAGGAAGACCAUAUUUUUCAGAAAUUGAAUUAUAUGCUUGUGGCAAAACGUCUUCGGGAAGAGCAGGAAACAGGUAUAUGUGGGAGUCCCUCAUCUGCCCGGUCCCUUUCUCAGUCAAGACUUGGCCUUUCCUUUCAUGGCAUUUCUGGGAAUGCAUGCUGA